Molecule: messenger RNA, 1521 nt
Organism: Symbiodinium sp. CCMP2456
Lineage: Eukaryota; Dinophyceae; Suessiales; Symbiodiniaceae
Source: the annotation of a GenBank genome assembly
AUGUUGCUUUCUCCGGGCCCUGGAACUCGGCCACCCGACGGCGUGCCUCGAGCAGUCGGCCGGGUGGCCAAGGCGGCUGACGGUGCCGCUUCCAGGAGCAGCGACUUCCAGCACGCAGGUGCGCUGGGCAUGAGCGUUGGGAUAGCGGCAUGCAGCGCUGCAAGACGUUGCCGCAAUAAGACCCUGCGAUUCCGACGUGUCUGGACUGCAGCCACAGCCGUCGAGACGGUGGUGAAGCCUCCAGCCAUCGAAGACGAGUCGAGGGAGCCUCCAGAUGAACCAAACGAGCGCAACUUAAUUGUCCUGCUCGUGGCCGCAGCGUAUGUGAUUUGGCAGAUGGACAAGGUGAACAUGUCCGUGGCCAUUUUGCCCAUGGCAGAGCAGAUGGGCUGGGAUUCUGCUGAUGAAGGUGUGAUACAGAGCUCCAUCUUUUGGGGCUAUGCAGCAACACAGAUCAUUGGUGGCUUCCUCGCAACACGCUUUGGUGGGAAGCGUGUCCUUCUGUUUGCAGUGACCCUUUGGUCCUGCGCAACGAUGCUGGCACCUUUAGCUGCCACUGUCUCCACACAGGUGUUCAUCGCGAGCCGCGUCCUUGUCGGGAUCGGCGAAGGCCUUGCCCCUGCUGCUGGGCUGCGGAUGGUCGCCACCUGGGUUCCCGAAUCCGAGCGCAGCCGAGCGGUUUCAACCUUGGGCGGUGGAAAGACUAGUGGGUCGAUUGCCGGCUUGUUGCUGGCCCCUGUCGUCAUCAACAGCUUUGGCUGGCAGGCCAUGUUUUACUCCUUUGGCUUUCUUGGCCUACUUUGGGCAGGCGUUUGGCUGAUCAAGGGCAAGGACCGCGAUGGAAGUGCGACUGUUGACGGCGACGAGCCCAUCCCUUGGUUGUCCAUUUUAAGCACACCACAGCUGUGGGGGGUAGUCGUGGCACAUUUCUGCCAUGACUGGGGAGGCUAUGCCUUGCUGACAUGGACCCCGACCUACUUGAACCAAGCUCUGGGAUACAACUUGGAAGGCAGUAGCGAGCUCACCGUCAUCCCCAGUGUGUGUGCUGUUGCAGUGGCAGCAGGUAGUGGGAUUCUCGCUGACAAUCUCCACGGGAAUGGAAUGGACCUCACGUCUGUGCGGAAGCUCUUCCAAAGUGUUGGCUUUUUUAUUCCGAGCCUUAUGUUGGGACUGCUCGCCACCACUGCGACAGCCGGAAACGUGGAACCUGGGUCGCUGAUGCCCAUCGUGUUGCUUACCUUCGGCAUCGCUUCUGGCGCCUGCUCGUACGCUGGGCUCUACUCCAGCCAUGCUGACUUGAGUGCCAAGUACAGUGCUCUCGUAAAUGCCAUUUCAACCACUUUCGGCGCACUGGCUGGAGUGUGCUCAAAUGCAUAUGCUGGCUACAUGCUGAAAGCCACGGGAUCCUGGUCGCAAGCCAUUUUCUUACCAUCAAUUGCCUUGUAUGUUGUGGGAUGGGCCGUUUACACCUCGCUUUACGAUGCAACACCUGUUGAUUGGGAUGCCAAGGAUGAGGAAUAG